Molecule: messenger RNA, 744 nt
Organism: Dovyalis caffra
Lineage: Eukaryota; Viridiplantae; Streptophyta; Magnoliopsida; Malpighiales; Salicaceae
Source: the annotation of a GenBank genome assembly
AUGGGGCUGGAUGAUCAAGUUCAGAAAAUGGAGAUGCGUAAGAAUUAUAGGAAUGUCUGGCACACCAAUCUUAUGAGCACUAUCGCUGCCGAUACUCCUUGUAAUCUUCUCUCUCUACCUCUUGGACCAUGUGUCUCAUACAUGCUGCGCAAACGAGCUCUUUACAAUGACAUGUCAAGGUAUGUCUGCUGUGCUGGCUAUCUUCCAUGUAGUGGGAAGUGUGGAGAAAGCAAAUGCCCUGAACUUUGCCUUUGCACUGAGGUCUUCUGCUGCUUCCCUAAUUCAGUUGCCUCAACUCGCUUCCUAUUGCAAGACGAGUUCAAUAUACAAACUACACAAUGCGACAACUGCAUUAUUGGAUUUAUGUUCUGUCUGCAGCAAUUGGCGUGUAUAUGUUCGUUAGUUGCUUGCAUAACUGGAAAUGAUGAAAUUGGAGACCUUGCCCAGUUGCUGAGCUGUUUGUCUGAUUUGGUCUAUUGCACGGUCUGCUCAUGUAUUCAGACCCAGCACAAGGUUGAAAUGGACAAGAGAGAUGGUAAGUUUGGGCCACAGCCUGCUAUGGCAGUUCCUCCAGUGCAGCAGAUGUCACGUAUUGAUCAGCCAAUUCCUCCAUACGCUGGCUACGCACCUCAACAAGCAUAUGGGCAGCCUUAUGGCUAUCCUCCACCCCCACAAGUUCAAGGUUACCCUCCUGCUGCCCAUCCACAACCUCAUGCUUAUCCUCCACCUGGCUACUCAAGGUGA